Messenger RNA from Condylostylus longicornis, 1586 nucleotides. RefSeq names its product zinc finger protein 888-like. The record is from RefSeq and is a predicted model, not a curated record. Gene Ontology annotation, cellular component: nucleus. NCBI's taxonomy places the organism in Eukaryota, Metazoa, Arthropoda, Insecta, Diptera, Dolichopodidae. The transcript is spliced from 4 exons. The coding region runs from base 84 to 1400 and encodes 438 amino acids. Gene Ontology annotation, molecular function: zinc ion binding.
CAAAUUGAAGUGUCAAAAUAUACUUAAAUUCUAAUAAUUUUUAUUAAAAAGUUACUUUUCUUCUUUUAUAAAAAGAAAACAUCAUGCAAUUCAAAUUAAAAUUUGAUUCUAGUGUUUGCCGAAUAUGUUUAAAAUCAAAAGGUGUAUAUUCGUUGUUCGAAAAUGAUUCUACAACUAAAGGUUUUUCUUUUGUUACAUUAUUGGAGGCUUCGGAAACAGACAAUUUACCUUCUGGCCUUUGUGAAAAAUGUUACUUAUCACUUCGUAUUUCUAUCCAUCUUAAAAAGCAAGCAAUAGCUACUGAUUCAGAAUUGAGAUCAUAUCUAAAGAAAAUAAAUGAAACAUUCUUAGCUUUGCCAUCUAAAACAAAACUUUCAGUCGACGAUUCAAUAUCUGACAUUAAUGUACAUGAAUUAGCUGCAAUGUAUCCGGACCAAAUCAGUACAAAAAAUACUUCCUCUGAAGUAGUUGAUGAGAAGGAGACAAAAUUGGAUCAACCAUGCGAUGAAAUUAAAGUAAAUUUUGUUGAUGUACACGAUGAUGAGGAAUAUGAUGAUAUAGAAGAAUUAAUGGAUGAAACAAAUGCAAUAGAUUGUGAUGAAAUUCCUACAGACAUAAACAAAUUAAUAAAAUUUAAAAAAUAUGUAGAUUCCGAUGUUCAUAUUCCUAAUUUCAAAAACAAAAACGAGAACAAAAUAAAAACAGAAUAUGAUUCAAAAGAUUCCCAAAAUAGUGACAAUUAUAUAUUGAACACAGAAGAUUCUUUGAAUCUUAAUUUUCAAAACGAUGAUUCUUCUGACUCGGUCAACAAAAAUGAUAACUCUGACACCAAAAAUAAAAACACAAAAUACAGAAAGCGUCGAUAUCUGCCGGAUAUAAUAAAAGUAUCAUCAGUUUUAGGUGAGGGAGAUUUUUCACAAAAAAUGAAGAAAAGAAGAUCAAUGACUGGGGUAAUAAAUGACAUUUUUCAUUGUGGCGAGUGUGAUAAUACAUUUACGACUAAGCUUAACUUAGACCGUCAUAUGGAAAUUCAUUUAAAUCGCCGUAAAGCUUAUAGUUGCGAAACAUGCGGUAAACUUUUUACUCAAUUAAAUAGCGUUCGAGAACAUAUGCUCACUCAUACAGGUGAAAAACCUUUUAAAUGCGAUAUUUGUCAGAAAGCAUUUUCUCGUCGACAAAUUUACAAAAGGCAUCUUUUAACCCACACAAAAAUAAAAAAAUAUGCAUGUAAGCAGUGUGAUCAGAAAUUUACAGUUAAAAGAACUUUGCUUGUGCAUAGAAAUCGAUUUCAUGGGGAAGGAGAUACAAUAGAACAUAAAUGCCAAAUUUGCUAUAAAAGUUAUCGUUCAAAAUACACAUUAAGCGACCAUCUGCAAAAUGUCCACAACAUAACACUGUAACAUGUUACCUAAAUGUUACCAAAAAAGAAUUUUCUAUUUUUUGGGUAUUCAGAUGAACAGUUUCAAAUUUAUAUUUAGCUACUCAAGAGUAAAAUUCGUAUAUUAAGGUAAAAAUAUUGUUAAAUAUUAUAAAAGUAAGUUAUGUUGCAGCAUUAAAAGUGAAAUAUGAUUACUCAAUAAACUCAA